Messenger RNA from Alternaria alternata, 446 nucleotides. RefSeq lists its product as hypothetical. The record is from RefSeq and is a predicted model, not a curated record. Gene Ontology annotation, molecular function: protein binding. Bases 89 to 319 code for a protein of 76 amino acids. The transcript is spliced from 2 exons. NCBI's taxonomy places the organism in Eukaryota, Fungi, Ascomycota, Dothideomycetes, Pleosporales, Pleosporaceae.
CCAAAAUCCCGCCGUCAAGCCUCAACACCCACCUCUACAGUGUACCUGCUCCGAUGUCCUGCGCCACAUAUAGGUUUACUCCGCCAGAAUGGUCAGCGCCCAAGAUGUCGCGGGUCGCAAGUCGGACACGGGUACGGAUGAGCAAAAGCAAGCCGCGCAGAUGAUCCAGCGCAACUAUCGCGGCUAUCGAGAGCGUAGGCAGCUUCAAGGCAUGGGCCUAGAUGCUAGCGCACGAUGGGCAGAGGUCCGAGACGUUUGCCAUACAUCAGAAGACAUGCAACUAAUGGUACCAGGCUAUACGCGAUGCGAAAUGGCGUAAUGCGACGAGACCCAAGCCGCGCGCGGAAGAAGCGGCUUUGCGCGAGAGCCUCACCACACCCGAGGAACGUUCACGAGCCAACUCGACGGCAGCGCGCGAGAAGUGGAAGCGUGUGGGCGAGAUCGCG